Messenger RNA from Ochlerotatus camptorhynchus, 4074 nucleotides. Its product is annotated as protein zer-1 homolog. The record is from RefSeq and is a predicted model, not a curated record. NCBI's taxonomy places the organism in Eukaryota, Metazoa, Arthropoda, Insecta, Diptera, Culicidae. The transcript has 12 exons. The coding region runs from base 498 to 2774 and encodes 758 amino acids. Gene Ontology annotation, molecular function: protein binding. Gene Ontology annotation, cellular component: Cul2-RING ubiquitin ligase complex.
CGCUCCGCUUCGUCAUUCAUUACCGUGCGUGUAGCUUUCGAGUGAGUGGCGAAAAGUUUUCGAUCGCAAAAGAUUUUACCCCGUGUGGAUUAAAUUUUGCUUCGUUUCGCGAAAAUAGUGCUACCAAACCGUGGUGCGACCCCGUAAGCCAACAGCAAAGAAUAAUAAUCAUCAGUGGAAGUGAACUGAGCUUGAAAGACAAGGAGUGUCUUGAAUUCGAUUUUCUGUUCCGUGAUUCGAUCAAUAGCGCUCAGCCAGAGUGAUUAUCUUCCCCCUAUCUGGAAGGCUCUGACGUUUCAUAGAGUGCUGUCAGUUGUAACUAUGUGUAUGUAGCGAGAAGACAAACAGCUGUGAACUUCUUUUCCUCGUGUGGUUGCUGUAAGUGCAAGCAGUGCAUAACACCGUAGAAAAGCCAAAGUAUCAAAACAGCCAAAAGCCAAAACAGAGAAGAACGGCACUCGGAGCGUUGCCGCCGCUACUGGUGCUGGUGAUUCACGAUGUUAGGACGUGUUCGGCUUAAAGAAGACGGCAUCAUGGACGAGGAGCUGCCCACGCUGCUCGAGACGACGUUUCGUUAUCUGGCCAAAAACCUGCACGUCGUCUGCAAUGUUGAUCCGGUGACACACCACCUAGAGCUGAAGGAUGAUAUUGUCAUUCCGAACGAAAUUUGUGAUAGAUUCCUACGCUACCAGCAGGACUGCGGUCAGGAUAUCAACGACCGCUUCAUUCAGAUAUUCCGGGAUACGGAAAAGACCCCACUUCGUAAUAUCCGCCUGCGAAACAGCACAAUCACCAAUGAAGGCAUGCGAAUAUUGCUACGGCAUAAGCUCAACUCGCUCUCGAUGUGGUACUGCAACAAAAUUACGACGGCUUCGUGGAACAUCCUGACCGAAAACUGCAGGCAGUUGCGUUCGCUUGAACUGGGUCGAUUUGUUGACAUGUUGAAGCACAGCGAACCGAACGAGAAGACACCAAUCGACUUCCAGUUGGUCCUGCCGCAGUUGCGUCAGCUGAUUCUCAACGGGGUAGUACUGCAGCCGUCGAUCCACUUCGGACAUCUCUCGGAGUUGACGUACCUCGACCUGACGGCAUGCAUAUUUGCGGAAUUCAGCCUGAAAGCGUUGGUCGAUCUACCGAAGCUGAAGGCCCUGAUCCUGUUCAACGUGUGGCCCUUGGACCAUGAGUUUCCCACAUUGUGUAAGCUGAAAAACCUGGAAACGCUGGAUUUGUCCGUUUCGAGGGCGAAUGUGGAUGGAAAUUACCUGACCCCCAAUAAGUUGCUGGCAAACUUGGUCGAAAACCUUCCCCGCCUGCGUCACUUGGACAUAUCCGGUACCAACCUAGCCGGAGAUGGAGUGGCGAUGAAGACAAACAACACCGCCAGCAGUUCCGAUAUACCUGGCCUGGCCAGUCGAGCCGAUCGACCGCUGGAAUUCCUGGGUCUGUACUAUACGGCGCAUUCGGCUUGCAAGUGGCAUGAUAUUCCAGCACUGAAGAUCGCUGGCGAAGCAACCGAAGAUCAGAUUCUAGUAGCGGCAUCCGUCUAUCAGGAUCGUCAUGAGUUGCUAACAAAAGUACUCAAUGAUCUCUACCACCUGCUGCGGUUCGAAACCUGCAAGCAAAUUCACAAAGCGCUGGACGUUGUGCUGUCCGCCAUGGACAAACACAUUCGAGUCAAAAAUAUACAAAUUAGUGGCAGUGCCACACUGUUCUACAUCGUCAAAGGGCGUAACAAAAUUCAAUUUGGCGUACCCUUGAAGAAUCACAUAAUCCACACCCUGCUGAAUGGAAUGUCGACCCAUUUAACGGAUGAUACCAUGAUGCGAAACGGUUGUCUGACGUUAUGCCAGUUUAACAUACCUCAGGAUGUGUUAUUCGAAUACGAACGAUUGGUACGUAUUCUCCUGCAUGGUGUAUCUUACCGAGAGCAAGAGGGAUUCGUUCAGCGGAUCGCCAUUUACUUGCUGAACUCCCUUGCAUGCCAAGUCGACGGAAGCCAGAAGAUGUUCCUCGGUGAUUUAGGUGCUAUUUCGACCAUGCUGAACUUGAUCAGUGACCGGUUGUCUCGUAAGAUCUUCGAUGACGUCAUGGAAGUGGCUUGGUCAACCAUGUGGAAUGUAACUGACGAGACGGCCAAGAACUGCGAACGGUUUCUGGAUGGUCGCGGAAUGGAGUACUUCCUAGGGUGUCUGAAGUUGUUCCCGGAAAAAGACGACCUGCUGCGAAACAUGAUGGGCCUGCUGGGAAAUGUGGCAGAAGUGAAAGAUUUGCGCCCUCGGCUAAUGACGCCGGAGUUUAUUACCGAGUUCGCCGAUCUGCUGGAUUCGUCAAGUGACGGAAUUGAGGUGAGCUACAACGCUGCCGGAGUGCUGGCGCAUAUUGCCUCCGACGGGGAAGCGGCUUGGACAAUCGCCGUGCCAACUCGGGACCGAGUUCUGGUUCGCAUGGUAGAAGCCAUCGAACGGUGGGAUCUAUCUGCCGAGCGUAACAUCAACUACCGCAGCUUCGAGCCGAUCCUCGGACUAAUACGCUGCUACCACACACCCGCCUGUCAACACUGGGCCGUCUGGGCACUUGCGAACUUAACCAAAGUAUACCCAAUCAAAUACUGUCGAUUGGUUGAACGAGAGCGAGGUGUCGAACUGCUGCAAGAGUUGAUAGAUCAUCCACAGCCAUAUCCUCGUUUGAAGGAGUUAGCGCAGAUGGUACUAACGCAUUGUCAAAACUUCACCGAUUCGCUGGAUCAAUGCAGGAAGAUGGAGCUAGACGGUUAGAAGAUACUGCGUAUCCGUUCAUACGAAUAGUCACAGUAGCGGCUAAAUAAAUUCGGUAAGCACACCUGCAUACAUUACAUCUAUAUAGAUUUACCUUGUGCGAAAAUGUGUAGACAAACAAGGCUGGCGUACGAAAUACCAACAGUAGAAUUAAGAAAUGUAGCAAAACUAUCUAUUUAAUAAAAUUAAAUUAUUCAUGAUGCGUAACAGCAAAGUUAAAGUGAUACAAAUAGAUAUCUCACUCGGAGAAUAUACAUUCUUGUAACGUGCUAAACAGUUGUUAACUAAUUGAAUUACAUGCUUACAACCCAUGGAGAACUAUCGCAAAUUGCCAAUUAGUUGCAGACUAUAUACUACUAUAUAGGUAGUCCCCAUAAAGUUGAAAACAUCACCAAAUUACAUCAGAAUACUAAGUGCGCCAACGAUAUUUAGACGCGAAUGACUGAACUGCUGAGGCACCAUUGAUGGCGGCCUAUACGUCAGCAAAACGAGAUCCGUACAAACGCUGACCAAGUAUUUGUACAUUUCCCAUAUUGAACCCUCUAAACUGUCCUUUCCGUCGCACAAAGGAGGCCUCUAUCCUUGUAAGUAGAUCCUUUCACUAGCAACACCCUUUUAAUUGAUUUGUUAUUUAUAAUAAGUUUUAGCACUAACCAUCGGCUUGUACAAUAAGAUUUAAUACUACAAACGGCAUAUUCUCGUUAAAUUUUCUUUGGUAAGCAAUACAUUGUAGCAUACCUAUUGUUUAUAAGGUCAAUCUGAUGUAUUGGAGCAUAUUUCUGCAAUUGUAAAAAUCGGUUCGAUUUUCAGCUCAUGACGACCAACUGUAACGUCGAAACAACUGCGUGGGCUCGAGCUUUGCUUAUCCAUCAGUAAAAAAAAAUGUAUACAAAUAUAGUAGGUAGGGUAAGGUAGGGCAAGAUGGAUCAGCUAGUACAUUUAUUAAUUUAUUUGUUUGUCAAAAUCAACAGGUUCAACGCAAUCCCAAUGAUGGUUUACAUCUUCAAACUAGCAUUGGGGCUACAUUGAGCCUGUUGAUAUUGACAAUCAAAAAAUAAUAGAUCAAGUAGUUUACCCAUCUUGCCCUACCUAAUCCUAUAUAUAAUUUAACCCCUGUUGUGGAUCGUUUGAGUUUGCACCCCACUUUUCUAACGAUUAUAAACUGUCGAUGUAUAAAAGAUAUAUACCUAGCUUUGGACAAAAGCUAACUUUAUUUUGCAAAAAAACAUUGAAUUGGCAGCCGUAAAUUGUAAAAAAAAUCUUUGAAAAAAUCAAAUAAAGAUCUUAAAAAUGGCAAUAA